Molecule: messenger RNA, 5667 nt
Organism: Melanotaenia boesemani (Boeseman's rainbowfish)
Lineage: Eukaryota; Metazoa; Chordata; Actinopteri; Atheriniformes; Melanotaeniidae
Product: AP2-associated protein kinase 1-like
Exons: 19
Coding region: 654-3881 (1075 amino acids)
Biological process (GO): protein phosphorylation
Molecular function (GO): ATP binding; protein kinase activity
Source: RefSeq, a predicted model, not a curated record
AGUGACUCUUCUCACACUAGCAUCUCCCUAGCCUGUAGCCACGUUAGCCUUGUCAUUAAGUUAACCUAUAGUGGACUCGCUUUCUGCCUGCUGGACGCUCAAACAGUGGAGAUCUCUACGAUACAUAGAAGGCCUGAUAAUUGAAAGAAAAACAAAACAUUUUCGAGGAGAAGAUAGCAGUGGAGAUGUGUAAUAAGCUGCACUGGACACCAAGGACCUACCUGACUGCCAGUCUGUCGACUGACAGCUGUCACUUUGCUGCUUAGCUUGCUAGCUAGCUGUGUAAGCUAACUGCUAACAGGAGAUUUUUAAGCUUACUGCCUGGCUAACUUAGUCAGCCAAUGUUGUCUCGGUUUAGAGAGGAAAACGGCGACUUCUUGGUGGCAUUUGACUCCGGCUGUUCAAAUUAUGAGUUAGUCAAGAAGCGCCUGGAUUUAGUAUUUGUGAUAUUUUGAUGUCCAACUAGUUUAGCUUGCUUUGAGCUUAAAGCUACCCUACUGCUUGUAUUCGUUUUUUAUAUACAUAUGUAAUAAUUAUUGCUGAAGCAACAACACAGUACCUCAGUGAUAGGGAGACUAAACUGUAACUAACUACAAUCGUUUCGGCGCUAACAGAAUUUGGACUUAGCCCUACUUUAAACAACAUCGGGGGAAAUGAAGAAAUUUUUUGAUUCUCGUCGCGAGUUUGCGGGCUCUGGGCCUGGUUCUGGUGCCGGUGGAGGAGUCGCCGGUUCCGGCGGGGGUGGCAGCUUUAUCGGACGGGUCUUCAGCAUUGGACGAUAUCAAGUGACCGUCGAGGAAAUUGUCGCAGAAGGGGGUUUUGCUAUAGUUUUUCUGGUGAGGACUCAUCAAGGCCAACGUUGUGCACUGAAAAGAAUGUACGUCAACAAUGAACACGAUCUGCACAUCUGCGAACUUGAGAUACAGAUUAUGAGAGACCUAGUGGGCAACAAAAACAUAGUUGGUUUCCUGGACUCUAGCAUAACUGCAGUUGGAAAUGGAGAUGUGUGGGAAGUCUUAAUCUUAAUGGACUUCUGUCGAGGUGGCCAGGUUGUAAACUUAAUGAAUCAACGGUUACAAACCGGCUUCACUGAAGCUGAGGUCUUACAGAUCUUUUGUGACACAUGUGAAGCUGUCAGUCGCCUCCAUCAGUGCAAGACUCCCAUCAUCCAUCGAGAUCUUAAGGUGGAAAAUAUUCUUCUGCACGAUCGAGGACACUACGUGCUCUGUGACUUUGGAAGUGCCACAAACCACUUCCAAAACCCUCAGACAGAAGGGGUUGCAGUUGUGGAGGAGGAGAUCAAAAAAUACACCACCCUGUCGUACCGAGCUCCAGAGAUGGUCAACCUGUAUGGUGGAAAAAUCAUCACAACAAAGGCAGAUAUUUGGGCCUUAGGUUGUCUACUCUAUAAGCUGUGCUUCUUCACACUUCCUUUCGGUGAGAGCCAAGUGGCUAUAUGUGAUGGCAGUUUUACCAUCCCAGAUAAUUCCCGCUACUCCCAGGAAAUGCACUGUCUGCUUAGAUACAUGCUGGAACCUGACCCAGAUAAGAGACCAGACAUCUACCAAGUAUCCUAUUUUGCCUUUAAACUGGCUCGAAAAGAGUGUCCAGUCCCAAAUGUACAUAAUUCACCCAUUCCUACAAAACUUCCUGAGCCUAUCAGAGCCAGUGAAGCAGUAGCCAAAAAGAGUCAAAUCAAAGCCAGACUCACAGACCCAGUACCUACUACCGAAACCUCAAUUGCACCUCGACAGCGGCCUAAAGCUGGCCAGCCGCAGCCACAGCCUAUAUCAGGCAUUCUUCCCAUCCAACCAGCUCUUACCCCACGCAAGAGGCCCAGUGUGGCCACUGGAGCACCACUGGCCUUAGGUGUUGGUAUCGGGGUCCCACCUACAGCUGCUGUCCAACCUGCUCAGCAAGUUCCUUCUGCCACUCCACAGCCAGCACAGUCGGUCAACAUCCAACCACAGCAUACACCUCAGCAUCAGCAGCUCUUUAAGCAGCAGCAAGUGUCACCCUUCUUAAGCCCACAGAGUGGCCAACAGCAUCAACAACAGAACCUCCACCAACAAACACCUUCUCAAGACUCUACUCUGCUGCAGUCCCAAGCUAAACCAGUUCAUCCAGUUGCUACCCUGCAACAUCAGCAGCAUGCACUCCAUGAAACAGCAUCAUCCCAUCUCACACCCAUCCCUGAGUCCACAGUCAUUGGUCCGACAGCUGACACAGAGACUGCAGGCAGAGUGAUUCACAAAGCUGGCUCCUUGACACCCCCCUCGUCACCAAAGAUGGCUCCAAAGAGUGGCCACAGACGAAUCCUGAGCGACGUCACCCACAGUGCUGUGUUCGGGGUUCCAGUCAGCAAGUCCACCCAGCUACUACAGGCAGCCGCAGCUGAGGCCAGCCUCAACAAGUCCAAAUCAGCAAGCACCACUCCUUCUGGCUCCCCCUGCUCAUCCCAGCAGAGUGUGUAUCAUCCAGGUGGUGCUGACACCUCAUCUGGAUUUACUGCAUCCAACACUCAGCCCAGCUGGAAUCCCUUUGGAGAUGAUAACUUCUCUAAACUGACGGCAGAAGAGCUACUCAACAAAGACUUUGCAAAGCUAGCUGAGACUGAUGCAGUAGGAGAAAAAGUCACAGGAUCCAGUGAAAGUCUGAUUCCAGAGCUCAGUGCUUUUCCAGCAAAAGCAGAAGUGUGUGUGGAUUCACUGAUUCCUGGACUGGAAGCUCUGCAGGCCCAGCAACAUUCAGGCCAGCCAGAGCUCAUCCAUGCCAUCAUUCCAGACUCUCUCACUGGGGAGGACUCUCUGCUGGGUUGCGAUCUGCUUUGUCACACUUCUCAUGGAAACCAGUCUGUUUCUGCUCUCUCCUCCUCUUCUUCCUACGCCUCUGCUCUCCCUGGCUGUGGCUCUGGAUCCUGUCUGGAGGAGCUGCCACCUGUUCAAGCUUCUUCUGACUCUGCUUUCCUCAUGUCCUGUGGGGAGAAGGGCAAUGAUGACGAGUUUGAUCCUAUUCCUGUACUCAUCUCCAAAAACUCAAAUCAAGAUCUGCAAGGGGAGAGUAAUGGCUACUCUGUGCUUGAGGAGGGACAAGAGACUGAAGCAGUUGAGGAAAAGUCUCUGAACAAUGAGGGCUAUGAGCACUCCAGUGAUGAAGAUGAGAACAAAGGAGUCCAUAAGGAUGAGCAGCAGGAGGUGGGAGCAGAUGAGAGCAAUGUAGCAGCCCAUGACUGCAGCGGCUCUAGACCUCUGCUGUUGGACUCUGAGGAUGAAGAAGACCAUGGAUCUCAGUUAGCCCUCCACCCCAACACAGUACCUAUACAACCGCCUGCCACCUUCCAUCAGCCUACACCAAGCACCUUUGCUCAGAAUAAUUCUUCAUAUCCACCCGAGUCAGCUAAGGGAGAAGACGUCACUCCAGAUGUUUUCUCUAAAGCCCCCUUUCCGAUUGCGCAGGAGGACUCAGCUGAUGUGUUUGCUAAUGCUCCAUUUCCCCGUGCCCCCCUCGUAGCUCAGCCACAGUUCGACGUGUUCUCACAGGCUCCCUUUGGAAAAAAGAAGGAGUCCACUGCAGCUCAUCCAAAGACUUCGUACACUCAAGCAGCAGGAGCUCAGGCUCUAACCUCUGAUCAAGCAGUCCUGGGACAAGUUGCCCAGCAACCAUUCCGCCCUCAAGCUUUGGCCAAAUAUUCCCGACACUUUGAGGGACCAGUGCCCCAGCAGCCUGAAGCAGCUCAUAGCGUAGCGUCCAAUGUAAGUAGGCAAGCUGGUGGGGCAUCAGUCCCUGUUGGACCUCUUCACUCAUGGUCCUCAGACAUGAAUGCUGUAGAUCCCUUUGUCUCUGCACCCUUUCACUUAAAGGCCCCACAGGACAAGCCUUGAACACCCACUCCGAAGACAAGGUAGUGGGAAUCAACACCACUUAAUUAUGCAAACUGCAACAGGCGCACUGCAUGCUGUCACCAGCGCUGCAGCUGGACUGCAGACCUGCAUGGAUCUCAUUCUUAACUCGUUCAAAUUAGAUCUGAUAGUCCUAGGUCAUAAUUUCUACUCCACUUGUUUUACUUUAGUUUCUAAACAUUUAGAUGCUCUUAAUACUUAUAGUAUACAUGCACACCAAGACAGUGUGGUGGUCAAGCAAAUGAUUGUUUUCUGCCUACCUCAGCUUCUCUUUGUGAGGGAGUUCAUACAGCAGGUUAGCAGAAGCUUUAGUAGAAACUCCUCUUCAUAUAAGCUUAACUGUGAAACUGUAAUCUGGCGACACCUCAUUCCUCCACUGUGACAGUUUGCAGAAAGGACCUAAUCUCGUUGAAGCUUGAAUCAUAGAAAGACUGAAAAAACACCGUUGGGGAGUGAAAUGGUCUGGUUAUUUGGAUUUUGCUAAAUAAAAAAAAAAAUGUUUAAAGCACAUAAUUCGCUAGUUUUGGGUCGUGUGGUCAUUUUGUUUGACAGAUUGUUAUGAAGCAGAUGCUGGAUAACAUUUGUAGACAUUUCAAGGAUAAGAAUUUUGACAUGAAAUUUAAAUUUUGUUUCCAUCUAAAAUGUUUGUUUCAUGUAUAUCAUGAUUGUGGUCAGUGUCCUCAAAUGAAAAUGGAAUCUCCGUUUGUUCCAAGUAAUGUACUAAUACAUAUGUAUAUAUAUAUAUGUAUAUAUAUGUAUAUGUAUGUAUAUAUAUAUAUAUAUAUAUAUAUAUAUAUGAAAAAAUAUUUUGCCUUUUGUGCCCUCCUGACAGAACUGCUGCAUUUACAUAAUUUAAUUGCACUUGCAUUUGACACUAAAUAUGUUUGCUAUCUGCAGUGCACACUUGCCACCAUACUGCAUCUCUGUUGCAAACGUCUCUGUGAAUUCCAACUGUGCACAAACUGUGAGAAUAGCUGAAGUGGAGAUAUACUGAAUUGUAUGUCUACAGUACUUACAAUUAGCAGUUCCAGUCAGGGAUUCUAAUAGUCGCUUCAUAGGAGAUCAUGAAUGAUGUCUGAUGAAUGACAUAUCUUUUGAAUUUAUUUCCAUUUGCCAUUUUAUUCUUUGUACUUUGUUAAAUCAUGGAACACUAAUCGGUUCCCACCAUGGCACUUUUAGGAAGGGAGAUGCAAUCUGUUUCAACCCAAAGUUUAAACUUUGUAUUUCUCUGCUGCAAUGGUAGAACUUGUGUUUUCCUUUCUUGGGAAAGUGUACAAUCUUUUAAAAUAUGUCCUCUUUUCUCACCCAGUCUGCAAACAUGAAGAUUGCACAUAGACUGACACAGAGUCAAGGUUCUCCUAAAUAUUUGUGUUUUGUCAGCUGUAAAAUGUAUUUUGAGCGCUGUUGUGCAGGAAAUGUUCAGAGGAACAGCAGUAGAUGACAAUGUUGGACAAGAAAGCACUCAAAAUACUUGUUCUGCUGCACAGCCUGUCCUUCACACAUGUAAUAAUAAUAAUAAUAAAAAAAAAACUAUUAAAUCAAUGUAAAUCAAGUUCUGCAAAGAGGUUUCGUUUUCUUGUUCACUGCAUGUCAAUGGUGAAUCUUUGUAUGUACUUAGGUACUGAAGUAAUAAUAACCAGCCUUGCCUGGAUCAACUACAACAGUUGAGUACUGUGUAAAUGUUAAUGCACUCAAUAUUAAUGGUGUCUGUGACACACUACUAUAUACCAUGUUGCUGUGUAAUAAAACUUUAAUAUUUUGCAUUUUA